Schistocerca gregaria is the source of this 864-nucleotide messenger RNA. RefSeq names its product piggyBac transposable element-derived protein 3-like. The transcript has 3 exons. The record is from RefSeq and is a predicted model, not a curated record. Gene Ontology annotation, molecular function: sequence-specific DNA binding. The coding region runs from base 1 to 864 and encodes 287 amino acids. NCBI's taxonomy places the organism in Eukaryota, Metazoa, Arthropoda, Insecta, Orthoptera, Acrididae.
AUGUUUUCAACCAUCCUUCCAGAAAGAUGUCAGGAUGAGGAAAUACCUAAUACUGGUGUGAAUGUAACAUUCCACCCUCCUCUAAAUUCAACUUAUGACAUAACAGAUGAAGAUUAUUGUGCUGAAGAAAAUCCAAGUGUAGAUAAAUUACGAGCAAGUCAGCUCAGUGCUACGGCCUUUUGUGACUUGGCCAUUUCUACCAAUGCAAGGCUAUCGAAGAAUAAAGCUCUAAACCUCAAGAAAUAUAAGCGGAAAAGUGGUGAAAUAUUUAAUCCAACACCUGUAUGGCCUCUAAUGUUCACAGUUGGAAUGAAGAAAGGGCAAACACCACUUGAAUAUUUCCAACAGUUUUUUGAUAACGAAGUGCUUCUAAUGAUGGUCACUUACACUAAUCAGUAUGCAGCCAAGAGAUAUAGACUAGGUGAUUGUUCAGAAGAUGAAAUGUUGGUGUUUGUUGCAAUACUUCUGUUAAGUGGAAAUGUAACAGUGUCACGCAGAAAGAUGUACUGGCAAUCAGAUAUAGACAGUCACAACGACCUCGUAACAAAUGUCAUGUCCAGAGGUGAAUUUGACUUUAUCUUUUCCAAUUUGCAUGUAUGCAACAAUGACAAUUUAGAUAAAUCAGACCAUUUUGGGAAAAUCAGCCCAUUACUGUGUGUGCUGAAUGAUAGAUUCAAACAAUUUGUGCCUCAUGUGCAGCAUCAUUCUAUCAAUGAAUUGAUGGUCCCAUACGUCGGAAGUCAUGGGGGCAAACAAUUCAUAAAAGGGGAAACCAAUCUGAUGUGGAUUCAAAUUUUGUCGACGAGGCAUAAGUGGUGGAUAUAUUAUUUGGCUCGAACCCUACCAAGGAGCUGGCACAUGUAG